AUGUCGCUCGGAUCCGGAUUCGCCGUAUUCCUCAACCACUGCAAGUACCGCCACGAGUCUGCUGGUCCCAACAACUCCAGCCUCGCUCCAGCCGGAGACCUUCAGCACGCCCAGUUCAACUCUCGCCUCCGCAGCGAACGCUCCCCUUCCCGCGACGUGGACCAAUCUCCUCCGAAGCCUCCCACUGAAUUUGCAGCUGCUGGCGCCGAAGAACUACGGCCGUCUGCCGUCCUCACCCCGCAAAGUUCUGACUACGCGCUCAACUACGGCGAUGAACCCGUGAAGCGCAAGUUCCUUGGCGCCAGCAGCUCGCAAGUCCUUGUUCAGUGGCUCGACCUUUCUUUUUCGCGACGUGGACCCUGGCCCAAAAUCUCUCAGUAUUUUCGUUACGGCAUAACAACAGCCGAAGAAUUCUCCCUUAAUUUAUGGACUUUCCCCAAGCCCUUGCCCCCUUAUUCAGAAUGCGCCAAGUACCUCUCCGUCUACAAAUCCCGAAUCUACCCUCUGUUUCCUGUUCUGGACCUCCCGGACCUUGCUCAAAUCUUCGCCAAAUUUGCCGCCAAAGACGCAAAAAGCCUCAGCGUGUCGGAUCUACCUUCCCUUGCUUGCUGCUAUGCCGUCACAAGCAUCGGAAUGGACGCCAUUUCUGGCCAGCCAUCGGAACCAGCCACUGAAUACCUUACCAGUGCCUACUCCAUGUACGCCCACAUUGUGGCUGUGCCGUAUCAAAGAUCUAUUCAAGCAUUGCUACUUCUGGCACUUGCUCUCAGGGCUCGCCACAAAGAAGGAGUCGCUUGGCACGUGAUCGGCCAUGCAGUUCGCAUGGCUCAAUCUCUUGGCCUGCAUCGCCUCCACAAGGACGCUAUACCAGAUGCGCUCCGGAAAAAUGCGAUCCUUGACCGUAAUAUUUGGUGGUCGCUGUUUUGCCUCGAGAAAAUGAUGGCCCUUCAAACCGGACGUCCCUCCGCAAUCCAUGACGAGGACUGUGACCAGUCAACCCCUGCUGCAGAUGCCGCUUCUCUGUUCUUGCAUCACUUGGUCGGCCUUGCGCAAGUCCAAAGCGCCAUUGCACGGAGUAUGACCAGCCAAGCCAACCAGAGAAGAGGUAUGCGUGAGUUUCUUCACGACACUGCACAACUGGAUCAUCGACUUGUCGAGUGGGCGCAGAAGCUUCCAAACAAUCUCCGCCCCGGCUCCACUCUGUACUGCACUCCGGACGAUCAGCCCUUUGCGACCUUUUUCUCGGCGUCAUAUCACGAAGCUCUCAUCACCCUCCACCGGACGGCUCUGAUUCUCGAUACGAAUGUCUUCCGCGACCAGGUCAAACGUCACGUGCUAGACAGCCAGCCGUCUUACCGGCUAAGCAAAGCGGAAGAUAUUUGUGUUGCCUCUGCUCGUACCAUUGUCCAAGUGCUCAACGAACUCAAGAGCUCAUGCGGAGACUUUGUGCAUCCCCUUACUGCCUCUUCGCCAUUAUUGGCUACGUUCGUCCUUACUAUCUCUAUACUCAAACAUCCUGCUCGUUGGAACGUACGGAGUGAUCUGGCACUACUUCUGAAUAUUGCGACAUUGACGGAAGGGAUGUUUGAGUCGAUCGGCCAAGAUCCAGCCUUCAACAAAAUGUUUGCGCUUAUGCGAGAUGCCGCCUCUAAGCACACGGAGCACGCAACACCCGCUCCGGAGUUAUCUCCUGUCAGUGACCAAUCGCAGACAAGCGGAACGGGUAUUGUGCACUCCGCACACCGGCUGAAUCUUUCCGAAUCGACUGCCAAUGACGAGUCGUUCCACAUUUUCCAAUCCACCGAUGAACUCAAUCUCAUAAACGAAGAGCCCUGGUCGCAACUUCUUUCCGGCAAUCUGAACUUCGAGACUGGCCCAUGGGACUAUGAUCUCGAAGCGUUUUUGGGGCUACCGCAUUUUGAUGAGGGGGUCUCAGGGGCAUGA
This is a messenger RNA of Lasiodiplodia theobromae, 1944 nucleotides long. RefSeq lists its product as uncharacterized. Bases 1 to 1944 code for a protein of 647 amino acids. NCBI's taxonomy places the organism in Eukaryota, Fungi, Ascomycota, Dothideomycetes, Botryosphaeriales, Botryosphaeriaceae. Gene Ontology annotation, biological process: DNA-templated transcription. The record is from RefSeq and is a predicted model, not a curated record. Gene Ontology annotation, molecular function: zinc ion binding; DNA binding. The transcript is spliced from 4 exons.